UUGGUGAUUUUAAUUGUUUUGGAGCUCCAGAAUUUUGUCUUUCCUCUCCAGUCGUCUGGGUAUAUCCGCGGGAUGUGGUCGUGUCUCGGAGUGGCGCUCCUGGUGGCGUGCGCAAGCGCAAUCACGCGCGACCGCUUCUACCCUUAUGGGGUCGGCUUGGACCAAAAACUGCCCAGGGGUGAGGAAGUGCCCUGCCCGGAAUUCCAACUGAAAGUACCCAUUUUAUUUUACGGACAAAGUUACGAGUCUGUUUACGUAAACAAUUUUGGACUCAUUUCCUUCAGAACAGGAAUCCCUUCGUUCAUCAACGCUGAAUUCCCCCUGCCCUAUCCUUCAAUAGCAGCAUUCUACACCAACGUGGACACUACAGAAACAGGAGAAAUAUAUUACAGGGAGACAGACGAGGUUCACAUACUGUCCAAAGCCGAAGACAGUGUCCAAAACAACUUCCAUGACUAUUACGACUUCAAACCCAAAAGUGUAUUCAUUGCGACGUGGAUCGACGUUUCAUAUAAGACAAUAGGUAGUCACAAACCGAAGAACAGUUUUCAAAUAGCAAUUAUUAGUAAUGGCACUGAAAGCUUUGCUGAGUUCUUGUAUCCUGAAAGAGAAAUACAAUGGAUACAGAGAGAGACAGAAGAUCCAUCAAUAAAAGAUGCGAAAGCUCAAGCAGGGCUUGUUGCUGAGGAUGGACGAGUAUAUGCCUUACGAGGCUCCGGUAGUGACCAAAUUCGAAACGUUAUGGUAUUAUCAAAUUCACAAGAACCAGGAAAAUACAUAUUUAGAAUUGGAAAUAUAUCGCCCGAGGAUAACGUAGAUGUGCCAGACACUUACAAUCAAACAGACGACCUGGAGGAAGAAUCUAAGACUUGCGCUCAAAGUGGACCCAGUAUGUGUCACAUGCAAGCGCGCUGCGUUGACUACCAAGCAGGCAUCUGCUGUCAAUGUAACGAUGGAUUCUAUGGAAAUGGGAAAUCAUGUAUCAAAGACGAUGUUCCUGUCAGAGUACAUGGAAAAGUCACUGGUGUUAUUAAUCAAGUACAGUUUGAUGAUAUAGAUAUUCAAGCGUAUGUAGUUGUAGCUGAUGGUAGAUCGUACACUGCGUUAUCGCAGCUUCCACCUGGAUUGGGAAAUAGCCUGCAGCUAUUAACUGUCUUAGAUACAACCAUUGGCUGGCUAUUCGCAAAACCAUCAGGUUACGUAAAAAAUGGCUAUCAGCUUAGCGGAUCAGUAUUUAAUCAUAGUGCAGAUAUUUACUUCCCCGCAACUGGAGAAAGGUUAUCAGUUCAUCAGGAGUAUUUAGGUCAUGAUGUAUUUGAUCAAAUAACUAUUGAAAUAGAUGUUCGAGGAACUUUGCCGAUUCUUCCUGAUAGAACGAAAUUAGAGGUCACAGAAUAUGAAGAACAAUAUACUAUUGUUGAGCCAGGAAUGGUAAAGUCACAAUCAACCCGAAGGUUUACUAACAAGAUCACAGGCCAACAAUACGAACAAGUCCUAGCACAAUCUUUUAGUUACAAUCCAUGUCGAUUUGCACCAGUUUCAGAAGAAGACACAGCUCCUUCCACAUUGAAAAUUUCAAAGAAUUAUUUGGGUUAUGAACCCAAUGAUCAAAUAGUAAGAUAUGGCACAAGCAACAAAAUUACGCCUUUAGGCCAUGAAGAUCCAUGUAUCCAAGGACGACAAUCCUGCGGCGCUCAUAGCUCUUGUGUAGUAAGAGGCGAUUCUUUUACAUGUGAAUGUCAAUCAGGAUUCACCAAUAUUUUCCAUGAAAAUUCAGUUAUAUGUGUUGAUGUUGAUGAAUGUACAAGUGGUUCCCACAACUGUCAUGAAAAUGCUGCUUGUCAAAAUUUCGACGGCGGAUUCCAUUGUGUGUGUAAUAGCGGAUUCGAAGGAAAUGGCGUUAAUUGCAAACCUCUCACAGAGUCCAUAUCACAGUGCCAAAAUAAUAAUUGCGACCCCAAUGCACAGUGCUUAUUGAACUUUAUGGGACAACCUGUUUGUCUUUGUAAAUUAGGAUAUACAGGGAAUGGACAAUCCUGCUGGCCAAUUCAACAACAUACGUGUGAUAAUGCUUGUUCACAAGAUGCGUCAUGUGUGUUUGAUGAUACCGCAAGAAAUUAUAUUUGUAAAUGCCACGCCGGAUAUUCUGGUGAUGGAUAUUCUUGCAUAGAAGAGCCUCCUUCUACGACGCCAGAGCCAGCGCAAACAGAAGAAGUUUAUAAUGAUACCAUUGUUCUUCCUAACUGUGAUAAUUAUGGAGAAUGUUCGUGUCCUGAUGGUUACUCAAGUUUCAGAGAUAAUGCUAACAAUGAUUUAUGCAAACUCGAUUCAUAUGAUCCCUAUGCUCCACCGGAAAAUCCUGAACCUGUAACGGACAGAGACAGCAGUGAUUAUGGAGUGAAAUGUGUAUCAGAAAUAGACUGCCCUCCAAACGCUUAUUGUUCAUUGAACUACGAAAAUGUAGGACACUGCGAGUGUCAAGAAGGUUACGUGGGUGACGGGUACGAAUGCAUAGAGAAAACCAGUCACGAAUGCACAUGUGGUCACUCUGCUCACUGCAUCGACACUCCAACUGGAGAACUGUUGUGUGUCUGCGACAUUGGCUACCACGGCGAUGGUUAUGACUGCCGACCUAACUUCAUCUGCGCCAACAACUCAGACUGUGAACAGAACGCUGAAUGUCGACUCGAUCCUGCCAGUAACGAGUACAUAUGCCAAUGUAUCGAUAGAUAUAUCAAAGAUCAAAACGACGCUUGUAUACCUGAUGCCCAACUUUGCAAUGGAGCUCAAUGUGCACAAUUUGCUUCUUGUCUGUACGACGAAAAUAUCAACGUCAAUUAUUGUCAGUGCAACACUGGAUACAUGGGCGAUGGAGUUACCGAAUGCACGAAAGAAUCCUAUAAUUCUUACCCCUUACAAUAUUAUCCGGUAAAUCCGAAUCCUUUAUCAGAAACAACAUCGACACCUACAUGCUACGAACUGAAUGACUGUAGCGUCAAUGGAUAUUGCUCACCGGUUGAAAAUACGUAUAGGUGUGUAUGUGCUGAUGGAUAUAUAGGUGAUGGUUACGCAUGUACAUUAGAAGAAAACUGUAGGAAUACCCCUGAUUUGUGCGACCAUCGAGCAUCAUGCCUCAGAAGAGGUGAUUCUUAUGAAUGUGUUUGUAAUAGCGGAUAUAAUGGAAAUGGUAGUUACUGCCAACUGAAUCCAAGACAAGCUGGCAACUUCUUAGUCGUCAGCGACGGUGCGUCGGUGUACAGAGUUCCUUUCCAAAUAAGCGCCAACCAGUUUGCAAUUCCUCUGAACAGUGCUAUUUACCAAAUAGCUGUGGGAGUAGACGUGGAUUGUCAGAAAGGCAGAAUCUUCUGGGGAGACGUCAACAGCAAUGUAAUAAAGAGUAGCGCAUACGAUGGUUCAACGUUCGAGCAAUUUUUAAUGACUGACGUAUUAGCUCCUGAGGGCAUAGCUAUUGACUGGGCAGCUCGGAAUUUAUUCUGGACCGACUCGAAGAAACUCACCAUUGAAGUUGCUAAUAUCGACACUAAAGUCCGAAAGGUUUUGUUCUCCAAGAACGGCAUUGUGAAUCCUAGAGGCAUCGCUGUGCAUCCGCAAAGAGGAAAAGUGUUCUGGUCUGAUUGGAACCGUUCAGGCGCUAAAAUAGAAUGGGCAAACAUGGACGGCUCCCAGCGAGGGAUCUUCCUGGACCAGGUUGAUGUGAAUCUUCCGAACUCUUUAGCUAUCGACUGGCAACGAGACCGGCUCUGCUUCGCGGAUGCUGGACUGUCAGCCAUCAAGUGUAUGGGCAUCGAUUCAUUAGAGAAGGAAACUGUUGUAGCCAACUGCACUUACCCAUUCGGAUUGGCUAUAAACGGAGACAAGUUCUAUUGGACUGAUUGGAGAUCCCGAAAAGUGGAAUACAUGGACAUAUCAAACGGUGUGAAAGGUCGGGCACCCAUCUCCAAAGCGUCCAAACUGUACGGCGUAGCCGUGGUCCCUGAAGAGUGCCCGUCCGCCUCAAACUACUGCCAGUAUUGGAACGGCAACUGCAAGUCAGAUGAACUGUGUCUCCCGAAUGGACAAGGCAGCAGGGUUUGUUUGCCAGGAGACAACGGAGGUUACGAAGAAAACAGAAUAAUUUAAUAGCUUUAACUUCGCAGACAGUGCGAAAGCGAAUUUUCUAAAUGAAAACCAGGCCGUAGUGCGACUUUGCUAUUUACAUCUCAUCAUCGAGUCGAUUCGCAGUGAGACGCAGCUAACCAAUCACAGUGCGCCAUUGUGACGUAACGACAACCACGCCGCAAUGUGAUUGGUUCGCUAAAUCUCAUUUCGAAUCGACGAAACGCAAAUUCGUACUUCGCUUCACUUUCAGUUUUCGCUAUUGGUUCGUUGCAUUUAUUUGACAAACAUAUAAUUGAGGGUUAUGUAGGUUGAAAUAAAGGCCGCCACUUUAUUCACAAAUAGACGCUCUGACGCUCGUCAUUUGUAUCCCAUCAUAUCCUUGUAUCAAUGGUGAUGGUGAUUGUAUUUUUAAACCUGUCCAUUUUACUUUCAACAGUUAGGUACCAUGUGUUUUCAGUGAAACAAUCGAUUUUAAACCACUACUAGAAUAGCGAUUAAUCGAGAUAAAACCCUAAAUAUAGAAUUUAUACGUGUGUUUCAUGUAAGUGUAAAUGUUUAUAUUUUAUGAACUGAUUAUAUUGCUUAGGUUGACCGCUACAUUAGAGCGCGGCCUGACUGCUCCAUUAAGCUGCGUUGCGUUCACACAGCGUAGUCACUCCGUCAUUUUACAUUCGAAGAAAUAAAAUAAAUAUUUUGACAUUGAUGUUCAUAGAAUACAGUAGUGAAACUUAAUAUUGAUUUGUUGACGGAACGCAAUGCGACGGAGCAGUAAGGCCGCGUCCUUACGCGUAGUCGUGGCACGUGUCACGUGGCUCUCCCAUCUCAUUAUGUAUCAUCUCUUGCGUUAUGCUAUGCUCACAGAACCAAUCACAGUGCGCCAUUGUGACGCAACGACAACCACACCGCAAUGUGUUUGAAGGGAUAGUGCAGCUUUUACUCGAUCAAACGAAUCGACCACGUAAACGCGAAUUUGUAUGGAAUUGCAUUAGUACCAUCGCGUUACCACUAGUUGGCGCUGAUUAAAUCCCAUAAAAUUCGCUUUAACGCGGUCGCGAUUUGUCUUGUGAAAUGUAAACCCGUAUUAAGCCCUGUUUUUCUUUGCGGUAAAUAAAAGCUCUCAUACAAACUACACUAUGCUUGUACAUUUGCGUCGAUAUUAUAAGUUCGGCGAUAGUGUGUGCCUUAGAUGUGUGAUUGAGACAUACAGAAUUCACCUGUGUAAUGUAACCACGCGUCACUUAAUACCAAAGAAAAUAGAAAUAAUAUUAUUAUAUUGAAUAUUGUAGAAUAGAUUUGUGUGUUAUGUAUCCAAAUAUGCAUUUCUGGAACCAUAUACAGAUAGUACUAAGAAUGAUAUUAAUUGAUAAUUUAUUGAUCGUUUUUAAAUAAUAUAGGUAUAAUAAAUUUAUUAUACAAAAA
Plodia interpunctella (Indianmeal moth) is the source of this 5538-nucleotide messenger RNA. It is a transcript of the gene Ldlr, whose product is annotated as Nidogen. Lineage: Eukaryota; Metazoa; Arthropoda; Insecta; Lepidoptera; Pyralidae. The record is from RefSeq and is a predicted model, not a curated record. Bases 73 to 4140 code for a protein of 1355 amino acids. The transcript is spliced from 7 exons. Gene Ontology annotation, molecular function: calcium ion binding. Gene Ontology annotation, biological process: cell-matrix adhesion.